AUGACGGCAACAUCGCCGUCUAGCGCCGUGGAUCUGCUGCGCUUUCUUGCACUUUCGCUCGCCGUGCACGCCGACGCCGUGUGCUGCGCCGUAGACGACGUCGAGGCCGCAAUUGUAGAGUUAUCCACAAAUGAUGAGCAUCUUGACAUCCUUGAAAAUGAGUUGGCCGGCUUGCUCGAUAGGCAGCGGCGACUGCACGUGACCCGCUCCAUGAUUGCCUUCUCGCAGGAUGAGCGGCGCCGUGGCAUGGAGUUGCGACGAAGUGUGCAGGCGUCGACGCAGCAGUACGGCAACAAGCGAAUCCAAACGUCCCGCACACCAUCGAACAGAUCGGCAUCCCUGAUGGGCGGCACACCGCGUCGCCCAGGCGAAAGAUUGUCCGUGGAUCUGUUUCCAGGUGAACCUGAGCAGGAGUAUGGAGCGUCGGCGGUGUCGACGCGGGGACUUUCCACGGCCACAUCAUCGACUGCACCGUGCGCGGGCUCCGAGGCGGACUCGGUCGACGCGCAAGUCGAGCGACUCAAAGCGCGGAUCAUGCAUCUCGACCGCUACUCGCUGCGGGGCAAGCUCCUCCACCUAGAAAAGCAGAAGAACGCGGUCAAAGAGAUCGACCUGGAAAACCUGGUGGCACGGGUGGUGGACCCUUUCGAGUUUCCAGCCUCCGUGCGAGCUCUGUGGUGCGGUGCCGCAUCCUCGCGCUCGACCGGCUCUCAGACAAGCUCCUGUGCACCGUUCACAGCGGCCUCUCAUCGCAGCGCACGCUCUGGGGAUGUCACUCUUGCCCAGCACGCAACGGGUAAGGGCAGUGUGGUGAAUCACACAAACAUAGACCUGCUGCUGGCGCGGGCAUGUCAGCGGCUGUCUGGGCGUGCCGCUGACGCAUUAGAGGCUCUGGCGUCGACGAACGUCUCAGAGGCGAGCGCAGCAGCGCAUUUGUUGGGGUGCAUGGUGUACGCUGCCGAGUUGGACUCCAGCGGGAGCACCGACCUUGCGGCAGUGCAGGAACUGCAGAGGAUGCCUCGGGAUACUCUCUCCCAUCUCUAUGACCAGUGCGUGCGCAACAGUGUGUGCGAGGCAAAGCUGGACGGCCGGUGCUUUGGCGUUCGAGGCACCGUGCUGGGAGCACAGGAUUUCAACGCCCUCCCUGCGGAGUGGGCCACAUCGCAGUCGCUCAGUCACGUGCCACUGGAUGAGAUCCUACCCCCUGUUCGGCAUCUGCUAUCGCCUCGCUUCAGCUUUGCGGAUGUGGCGGAGCUGAAGCAGCUACAGGAGAGGCGAGUUGCAUUGCAGGAAAAGCUUGUGAAGCUCCUGGUAGAGGGGCCGGAAAAGGAGGCGGAGCUGCUGCAAGACAUUGCCGGGAGUCCGCGCGACCGCGCGGCCGCAGCGGCACGUCUGGCGGUGGCCGAGAUGACCCCCGUCUCAACAUCGGUGCACGCCUGGAAAACAAUGGUCCUGGCCCGUGGUGAUGAGCGCUGA
This is a messenger RNA of Leishmania mexicana MHOM/GT/2001/U1103, 1476 nucleotides long. RefSeq lists its product as hypothetical. NCBI's taxonomy places the organism in Eukaryota, Euglenozoa, Kinetoplastea, Trypanosomatida, Trypanosomatidae. Bases 1 to 1476 code for a protein of 491 amino acids. The record is from RefSeq and is a predicted model, not a curated record. The transcript has a single exon.